This is a messenger RNA of Geodia barretti, 576 nucleotides long. The record is from the annotation of a GenBank genome assembly. Lineage: Eukaryota; Metazoa; Porifera; Demospongiae; Tetractinellida; Geodiidae.
GGAGUGUCUGAGACGGCAGAGGUCAGGGUGUGUACAGCUGAGCUGGGUGUUCCCGGACUCCACUCCACUGCACCACUCUACCACAAGCUGCAGCAGUACCGGGACGUCAAUGGGAGGACCAGUAGAGGAGGUGGAGAGAGGGGUUUGACGAAGAAGAAAGAGAUAGUGUGUCCAGUGGAGGGAGACGGUGUGAGAGGGAUGGAAGCGGAGGAUCCGUUGCAAUCACUACCACCACCUCCUCUGCGGUGUUCUUCACCUGCAGUAGCGUCCUCAAUGGACUCUGAAUCUCAAAAGGGUGGUGCUGGAAACCCACGAUACUCAGACCUGGUGGCUGUGGAUGUGUCGGAAGAGAGUUUUCAAAAACUCACAACUCGCUCACGGAAGAAGGCACAGCACGUCGCUUGCAGUGGUGGGAGAGGGAGGGACAACGCUGCACCUAAUGUCAUGGAUUUUUUUUCAUCAGAUUUUGAGUUCGAAGAUAUUGCUAUUCCAGCGUUGCCUGCUGCACCUCAUCCACUACCAAUUGAAUCAUCCAUUGAUGAUGCUUUGAGACUGUAUCACUUUGUUUAUGGAGAG